CCUCCCUGGACUGGCACCAACUUCCAGGCCAGGCCAGCGGAGUUCCAGAAAUCCGACCAUAGACACUAAACACCAGCAACACCAUGUCGAUGACGCUGGGUUACUGGGACAUCCGUGGGAUGUGUCAUGCCAUCCGCCUACUCCUGGAAUACACAGACACCAGCUAUGAGGAAAAGAGAUACAACAUGGGGGACGCUCCUGACUAUGACCAAAGUGAGUGGCUGAGUGAGAAAUUCAAGCUGGGCCUGGAUAUUCCCAAUCUGCCCUACCUGAUUGACGGCACUCACAGGCUCACCCAGAGCAACGCCAUCCUGCGCUACCUCGGCUGCAAGUACAACCUGUGUGGGGAGACGGAAGAGGAGAAGAUUCGCGUGGACAUUUUGGAGAACCAGGCUAUGGACAACCGCAGGCAACUUGGCAGUAUCUGCUACAGUCCUGACUUUGUAAGUGUUCCCACUGGACAGGACCUGGCAGGGCAAGCUCUCUCCCCAAAGUUGUGUCUAUGGCUGCAAAGCUGUUUGUUCUUUCAGGAGAAGCUGAAGCCUGACUACCUGAAGGGCCUCCCAGACAAGCUGACAGUGUACUCCCAGUUCCUGGGGAAGCAGCCCUGGUUUGCAGGGGACAAGAUCACCUUUGCUGAUUUCCUCGUCUAUGACAUCCUGGACCAAAACCGUAUAUUUGCUCCUGGUUGCCUGGAUGCGUUCCCAAACCUGAAGGAUUUUGUGGCUCGAUUUGAGGGUCUGCCGAAGAUUGCUGCCUACAUCAAGUCCAGUCACUUCAUCAGAGUGCCUAUGUUUUUAAAGUGUGCCACAUGGACUGGAAAAUAAGACUCUGGGAUGAGGUGGAAGGGGCUUUGGUGGGGGGGGGGGUCUCAGGCCCCCAGCCCUGCCUCAGCCUUCUCAGUUCUCUUCUUCCUCUCCCUCCUUCUCCCCAGCCUGCUGCCCCCUAUCCUCUAAGCCAGCCCCUCCCAUAGAAGCCCUGGCCAGCCUCAGCUCUGCCGUCUUCUUCAUCUGCAGCCCCUGUGCUGCUCCUCCUGCACUAAGGCCAACCCCAUGGCCCUGUCUCUGCUGUGGGGGGCCCUGAGUAGCCUUAAGCUCCCCAAACAGCCAGAGACAUCGCUGGGCCUGUGUUGGCCCUGAUCUGCUACAAGGUCUCCCUGGCACUGCCUGCUCCCCAGAAAGCCUACACCUCAACCCGGGCCUGUCCUCUUCACUGGGAGCCCUGACUUAGUACUGGUUGUGGUGGAGUUUGGGGGGUUUUCUUUGUUCUAUUGCUACAGCAGGGCUGGGGAAGCAGGAUGCUAUGUGUGAGUGUCUGGUCAGCUGGGGUUCCAUGGUGUCUUGGUCAUUUCUAUGCCCUGUACAUGUUGCUCUGUUCCUCACCUCGGGUUUCUCCCUCCUUCUGCCUGGCUCCUCAUUUUUGCAGCAUGGUGCCAGGGCUUGAAGCCCCCUGCAGCUGGGCCCCGGUUCUGAGAACUUCUGGGCUGCUGGUGAAGGUGCAGGUGGUCCUUAGGCACAGCCCCUGGGACAUCCUCCAGGGUGCCUUCCCUCAUAUGGAUAUUCCUGGUGUAUAUUUUCAGACUGUUUCUCAAUAAAGCUUAUCCCACUGAGUAUA
Molecule: messenger RNA, 1614 nt
Organism: Ochotona curzoniae (black-lipped pika)
Lineage: Eukaryota; Metazoa; Chordata; Mammalia; Lagomorpha; Ochotonidae
Product: glutathione S-transferase Mu 2
Exons: 8
Coding region: 84-827 (247 amino acids)
Biological process (GO): glutathione metabolic process
Molecular function (GO): glutathione transferase activity
Source: RefSeq, a predicted model, not a curated record